AAUUGGAGAUUGAACUUCCAAGGUUUCUGUUGAGCGAUCUUGAUUGAUAUCUUUGGGACAACAGGAAAAAUGUCGUUCAGUGGAACCCAACAGAAAUGCAAGGCCUGUGAUAAGACUGUUCAUUUCAUUGACCAGUUAUCUGCUGAUGGUAUCACAUACCACAGGCCCUGCUUUAAAUGCAGUCAUUGCAAUGGACAACUUUCGAUGAGUAGCUACUCCUCCAUGGAGGGAAUUUUGUACUGCAAGCCUCAUUUCGAGCAACUCUUCAGGGAGUCUGGAAGUUUCUCUAAGAAACUUACAUGUGGAAAGUCACAAACUGAAUUGGGUAGGACCCCUAGCAAACUGUCCUCAAUGUUCUCUGGGACUGUAGACAAAUGUGCAGUCUGCACCAAAACUGUGUAUCCACUAGAGAAGGUUACUAUGGAGGGAGAGUUUUACCACAAAUCAUGCUUCAGGUGUAAUCAUGGGGGUUGCUUCCUCUCACCCUCAAACUGUGCUGCUUUGGAUGGCAUUCUUUAUUGCAAGCACCACUUUGCCCAACUGUUCAAGGAGAAGGGCAGCUACAACCACCUCACCAAGACUGCUUCAGUCAAGAAAAAUGGAGCUCCGAUGCCCGAAACGAAACCUGAGGAAGCCGAUUCAGGGAAGCCACAAGAAGUAGCAGAAGAACCAAAACAAGAAGCAGAGGCAGGAGAAGCAGAAGCAGCACAGGAUUCAGCCCCACAGGGGCAAUCAUGAAAAUGUGCACCACCCAAUGCCAUGUUCCACUAAGCGUGUGGUGUUGGGAUUUUUGCUUUAAUGAUUUGUAAAACAUGUUCAAAGGAAAACAGAAUUUCUGCUUUUUCUUUGUUGAUCAUUUGAAUCGAUGUCUUGUGGAAGUUGAAAUUUCAA
Messenger RNA from Prunus mume (Japanese apricot), 891 nucleotides. Its product is annotated as LIM domain-containing protein WLIM2b-like. The record is from RefSeq and is a predicted model, not a curated record. NCBI's taxonomy places the organism in Eukaryota, Viridiplantae, Streptophyta, Magnoliopsida, Rosales, Rosaceae.